UUGAGUUAAAGUAAUUUCUGUUUUUGGUAUCAAGGAAGUUUAUUUAGAGGUGAACUUUACUCUUUAUGUCAAUAAAGCAAAAUAUCCAUUGUGGGGUCACAGACGACUGGGCUUGGCAGUUGGAAUGUAGUUAGGCUGCCAGUCUCCGAUACAACAACCAAAGUACCGGGAAGUAUUUUGUAAUUUGUCCUACAAAUUGGUGAAUUUUUUGGAAUAUUACCGCGUUGUCACGGGAAUAGCUUACUCGACAAUCACCAAUUCUGUCUUGUAGUCACUGACUGCAACUUCGUCGAAUUUAUCGAAGAAAGGAAAAAUAGAACCACGAGUGCACAAUUACUACACGCCCAAUGGAGAUUGACGACGUUGAUUAUUUGGAUGAUCUUUUGCGUGGGAUGCAGAACAAAGUUGGAGCAACAAUACCUCUGUGUCUCUUACAACCAAUCUUAAGUGGAUCGUCAUCAGAUUCUCAUAUGGGUGUGAACGGGUCAAGCACACCCACGGAAUCAGGGGAGCGGCGACAGAUGAAGCCCACCGUAGUCGAUAGCACGGAGAACAUGAGUUCUGAUGGUGGUAAUGGUCAUAGCGAUAAUGCGCAAAUUCCAGUGUCCACCUUACAGGAUUUGUCACCAAUUAAGCCAUUCAGUUCUAGAUUUCAGCGGCUGGAAGAUAAAUGUCAGAAACUGAAAAAUGACAUGAGUGUCUUGCGAGCAAUGGAUGUUGGUGUAAUGAAGCAAUUUAUGACUAUCUACGACGCUGUCGAAGAACUGCAUUGGAUGAUUGAAUCCAUGGGUGAUUCAUGUGAAUCUCUCAGCUCCUCCGUCUACGAAUCCCUUGAGCAAAUUCACGAGAAGUGGAUGACAGAGCGCCGUCAGUGGAAGUCAACGUCCAGUCGCGAUCUGUCCACUGCAUGGAGGGACGAUUCCAGGGUCAGCAUCAAUCACGUGGGGAGGUUGAACAGUAUGGACAGUUGGAGGCAAGCACACAGUGACAACAGAAACCCUCGGUAUCAUGGUCUCAGCUUGCAAAACAUUAACUGGCAAUCCCCUCAGAAAGAUCUAAACAACAGCUUCCCACAAAUCACUUCUGGAAGGAGUAACUUCGAGAGACAGCGCCGGUCGAGCGUAGAUCAUCUUCCCAUCACACCAACUGCCACAGAAUCACCUCAGUCUUCACCUAUCCGACCCAGGAAACGACGGAGUUCUUCUGGAGCAUUAGAAUUAGAGGUGGGUGUGGUUGAGGGAGAUAUAGAGGAGGAAAUCCUCGAGAAACCCGCAGCGGAUCAAAGGAACAUCCAUGUCAAGAAACCUAAAUUCCUUUUCCAUUCCCAAAGUUCCCCUUCGUUUGACCCACAGGAACAACCGGUCGACGUCACAGACACAGCGGUAAUAUGACUUAAUGCAAAUGACUAAACGUCAAAAAGCAUGCCAUUAUUCAUUUUGUAACAAUAAUGAAAUUACUUUUAAUUUGGGUAUAUAAAAGUCAAUAAGUUUGUUUAAAUAAACAUUGAAAGGAAGGCACGUUUCUGUAUAUGUUUCAGGACAUAAACAAAGAGAAAAGUAGAAAAGAUAGUGAUCAAUAAAGAGACGUUAAUAUUAUUGUGUCUCCAAAUUCUACAACUCCGUAGAAAUUGUCCGAUUUUGACUAGAAUGCCUUUAGUUCUAGAUGCAAACCACCUGCUUAGAUAGAAGCUUUUUAAAUUAAUACAAAAGGGAUCAAAUACGUCUUGGACUAUAUUAGCUUACACUGGUGAAAUUUUCAUUUACAUUCUUCUUGCAGAAAUUAAUUAGUGGAAAAAUAGUCAAUGGUUUCCAGGGCAUUGUCAGAACUUUAACAGGAAAAGAUGAAGGACAUGUAACGUAAUAAGACCCUAAUAAAGACUAUUAGCUAUCAUUAUUUAGCUUAACAACAUUAUAUCCGUUUUGUCCUAGCUUGGAUGAGAAACAAACAUCAAAUUUCAAAACUUUUCUCAGGUAGUUAAUUGUAGUAUUGUGACUUCAGUUCUAUUUCGGUACGGCAAUAAAUAUGAGCUUGGCCGCUCUUAAACAAGAGUAUAAGGCAGGCUUUGGACAGUGAAAAUGACCCGAACAUUUUCUUCUAUAAUUCAGA
This is a messenger RNA of Acanthaster planci (crown-of-thorns starfish), 2106 nucleotides long. RefSeq lists its product as uncharacterized. NCBI's taxonomy places the organism in Eukaryota, Metazoa, Echinodermata, Asteroidea, Valvatida, Acanthasteridae. Gene Ontology annotation, biological process: positive regulation of canonical NF-kappaB signal transduction. The record is from RefSeq and is a predicted model, not a curated record.